Molecule: messenger RNA, 657 nt
Organism: Aspergillus homomorphus CBS 101889
Lineage: Eukaryota; Fungi; Ascomycota; Eurotiomycetes; Eurotiales; Aspergillaceae
Exons: 3
Coding region: 197-541 (114 amino acids)
Source: RefSeq, a predicted model, not a curated record
CAACUCCGCCUACAGCUCCCCUCGCCGACUUCUGUUUGAGAGCGUGGCUUCUUGCUCACUGCGCUGAUUUUCCUCUUUAUUGUCAAACUCAUCUAGAGCAUUCUCGCCGCACUUCCUUUCUCCCAACAAGCGUUCAUUGUUCGACUUACACCACCAUGGAUCAUCCCACUUCGGCCAUGCUCUCAGUUCGCGCAUAAUGUGGCGCAAGCGCAAACUGUCCCCUCACGCAUGUAAAAGUAAUACCGAAUCACGGAAGAAACGUUGGAAGGAACAUUACACCAUAUCGUCAAGCGACGAUUCAGACGACUCAGAGCACCAGAGCGAGACAUUGGCCGACGACGAAUACUAUAUCAACUGUAUACUCGACGAGACAGAUACUCAAUACCUGAUUGAUUGGGAAGGACCUUGGGAGCCCACCUGGGAACCAAAAGAACACGCCAGCGCACUUGCUGUCCAGGUCUGGGAACAGAAGAAGCAGCAGGAAAGGCGCACUCAGAGCGAAGAGACGCAACCACCUGGAUUUCGAGCCUGUUGCGCCUGAAACUCCUCCGAACCGUACCCACAACAACCCGGGUUCUCCGUUAUUUGUUCCCAUCGAUCAUAUACCGGAAGUGCAGGAAACUUUGCGGGACAGUUCACCUGAGAGCCAAUUGGGAC